Quercus robur (English oak) is the source of this 3693-nucleotide messenger RNA. Its product is annotated as disease resistance protein RUN1-like. The coding region runs from base 47 to 3319 and encodes 1090 amino acids. The record is from RefSeq and is a predicted model, not a curated record. Gene Ontology annotation, biological process: signal transduction; defense response. NCBI's taxonomy places the organism in Eukaryota, Viridiplantae, Streptophyta, Magnoliopsida, Fagales, Fagaceae. The transcript is spliced from 10 exons. Gene Ontology annotation, molecular function: ATP hydrolysis activity; ADP binding.
CUCCUCCGCCUUUCAACUUUUUUCAUCUUUCUGCUCGUGAAUCCCAAUGGCCUCAUCUCACCAACCCAAGGACUUUGAUGUUUUCUUGAGUUUCCGAGGUGAAGAUGUUCGCCAUGGUUUUGUAAGUCAUUUACAUAAGGCUCUGACUCAACAAGGUAUUCAAACCUUCAUUGAUGAUAAUCUCCCUAGGGGAGAAAACAUUUCUGAAGAGCUUCUCAAAGUCAUUGAAAACUCAAGUGCAUCAAUAAUUGUAUUUUCUAAAAACUAUGCAUCCUCUAGUUGGUGUUUGGAUGAACUUGCAAAAAUUAUUGAGUGUAACAAAAAAGUGCUACCAGUUUUCUAUCAAGUAGAUCCAUCUGAAGUUCGUAAGCAAAUAGGGGAUUUUGGAAACGAACUGACUGAGCUUGAAAAAAAAAUUGAAGAUAAGACAAAGGUACAAAGGUGGAGGGACGCUUUAAGUGAAGCAGCCAAUAUUUCUGGUUGGGACGACAAAAACAGUUGCAAUGAAUCUGAACUUGUGCAAAAAAUUGUUGAAGAGAUCUUAAAUUUCGAAUUCAUUCAGAUGCCAUCAAAUGUUGCUACAAUGCAGCUGGUUGGAAUAAAUUCUCACAUAGAGGCCCUAACAACACUUUUAGAUAUUGAAUCAAAUGAUGUUCGCAUGGUAGGGAUCACUGGCCUUGGUGGAAUAGGCAAAACUACAAUUGCAAAAGCUAUUUAUAAUAGCUUUUCAAAUCAUUUCAAAGCAAAAAGUUUUGUAGAAAAUGUUAGAGAGUGGUCAAAGACAGAGGAAGGCAAAAUACGUUUACAAGAGGCACUUCUUAAGGGUAUCUCAGAGGAUAAGAAUUUGAGGGUGAGUACUAUAUAUGAAGGAAUCACAAGGAUAAAUAGAAUUCUUCGCCUAAAAAAGGUUCUUAUCAUUCUUGAUGACGUGGAUAAUGUCGACCAGAUAGAAACAUUGCUCGGACAAUGUGAAGGCUUUGCAUUUGGAAGUAGAAUCAUUCUGACAACAAGAUAUAAAAGCUUGCUAGUUAAUCGAAAUGGUCUUUCAACCUAUGACUAUGGGGUUAAGGAAUUAGAUGAAGAUGAAGCUAUUGAAAUCUUUCGUAAGCAUGCCUUCCCAAGAAAUGAAGUCCCUGAAGAUUAUUUGGAACUCGAGAAACAAGCUAUAAGUUAUGCCAAAGGCCUUCCUCUAGCUCUAAAAGUAAUGGGUCGUGAUUUGUGUGAGAAAACUAUACAUGAAUGGGAUGAUGCGUUAGAUUGUUAUAAAAAAAAUCCUCCUAAAGAUAUUCAAAAUAUACUAAAAAGAAGUUAUGAAGGAUUACCCGAAAAUGAAAAGAAUAUUUUCCUUGAUAUUGCAUGUUUCUUCAAGGGAUAUGACAUGAGUUAUAAUAUGAUUAAGGAUGUACUGAAAGCUUGUGGUUUAAACCCAGUAUAUGGUAUUCGAAAUCUUAUUGAUAAGUGUCUCUUGACUAUUGAUCAAGAUAAUUAUUAUUUGUCGAUGCACGACUUAUUACAACAAAUGGGUAUGGACAUUGUUCGACAAGAAGCACCACUAAAGCCUGAGGAACGUAGCAGACUAAGGUGUUAUAAGGAAGCUCUUGAUGUAUUAACUGAAGAUAUGGGUUCAGAUAAAAUUCGAAGCAUAAUAUUGUGGCCGCCUAAAUCAGAACAAGUAAAGGUGCAAAUAAAGGCACAAUUUUGUAAGAUGAAAAAUCUUAGAUUGCUUUUGAUUCGUAAUGUACAUUGUUGCAAUGGACCCCUUGAAUGUCUUCCCAAUGGAUUAAGCUUGCUUGAUUGGCGUGAAUAUCCAUUUUCUUCGUGGCCAUCUAAUUUUUUCCCUAAAAAACUGAUUGUGCUCAACAUGCCUUUAAACCAAUUAAAGGAACCAUUCAAGCAGAAUUUUGUAUCCGUUACAUAUGUGGACUUCAGAUGGUGCAAGCUGAUGAUGAAAAUACCUGACUUAUCAAUGACCCCAAACAUAACGCUAUUGAAACUUGAAGGGUGUAAAAAUUUAGUUGAGAUUGAUGACUCCGUGGGGCGUCUUGAUAAGCUUAAAGUGUGGGACCUUGGCAGUUGCGAUAAACUUGAAACUCUUCCGAACUGUCUCACGAUGAAAUCUCUUAAAUCUUUUAAUCUGGAAGGAUGUGAGAGGAUUAAGAAGUUCCCAAAUAUCUUGCACGAAAUGAAAGGUGUUGAAUAUUUAGAUCUUCAGGGGAACUAUACUAAUGAAUUGCCUCCGUCAUUUGGGAAUUUGAUUGGGCUUAAGGGCUUAACUAUAUCAUCGAAUUCAGGAAAGGCACAUCUUCCGGGUAGCAUCUAUAAUUUACAACAUAUAGAGAGCCUUGAACUUACUGGCGAUUUCAUAUUUCCAAAGAAUGUGGAGAUUGAUAGACAGCCAGUGUGCAACCCUCUUGGUUGCUCUUCCAAAUAUGUUUUUCCAAUGUUGAAAAGACUACGUCUUUUUCGCUAUGAAAUUUGCUCAGAAAUAGAAUUUAUAUUGAAUUGUUGUUGCCCCCUCACACUGGAAGAGUUAGAAAUCCACAGAAGCAAAGUUCUCACCCUCCCAAAAAGCAUGAGCAGAUGUGAGAGAUUACAUAAGCUUAUUAUUAGAUAUUGCAAUAAGUUGCGGGAAAUCCUAGGGCUUCCGCAUAGUAUAAGACGUGUAGAAGUAGAAGGUUGCCGCUUGCUGGAUUUACAAUCAUUCUUUCAGCCACUUCCACCAAAUCUACCACCAUGUUUAGGUGUAACAAGCCACAUGAUAAUGCUUCCACGCUCAUUUACAAUGCUUCCAAUUUGGCAAAACCGCCUUUGUGAAUAUAGUUUUGAGUUAAUAGGAGAUGAGAAUGAUAUUCCAAAUUGGUUCAACCAUCAAAGGGAUGGAAAUUUAAUAGAAUUCUCGAUUGGUCCUGAAUUUCCAACAAUUGCUCUCUGCGUUGCUUUUGGAAUACAAGAUUAUCGUGAUUUUGAUUAUUGUGUCUUCGUUUCCAUCAAUGGUAGUGAACGAAUGUUUGAAAGAAAAUUCAUUGAAAUAGAUUGGAGCUUUGGGCAUCUAUGUUUUUCUUGCAGACCUCAGAGCUCAUUUCAGGAACUAUUUCGGGACUUGCAACUAACUGAUCGGAAUCAUGUUCAGAUACACUGUGAAACUGCUUUCCCUCAUGAUCCUUCAUCCAAAGAAAUUGCUCCUAUCGUUAAAAGGAUAGGAGUCCAUGUAGAAUGCAAUUGUAUCUCUCAAGACAUUAACAGGCACCGAUCAUCGUCAGUGGCCCAGCCUUUAAAAAAGAGAAACAAGACAAAGAAAAAUUAUUGUUGCAUAGAGUGAAGAGGUUUCUGAUGGAGAUGCAAUGUAGAUUUCGACGAUGAAGACCCCAAUUUGAUGAUUGGCUGAGGGCUUGGAAUAAGUUUUUUUAAGGUCUAUUGGACAAUUUUAAUGACUUGAUCCAUUCAAAGAAGAUAAAAAAAGAAAAUAGAAAGAACAUUUUUGCAGUUGAUUUGGCUGGUCAAAAUGGACUUCAGCUUGUAUCUCCACUAUGACAUUCUCAGAUCCUAUGCUGAAAAGGACGAUUGCAAGAGCAGCAAGAGGCAUUCUUAUUGUGUUUCAGGUGGGAAAGGAAAUUGAGAUUUCAAACUUCAUUAUAGACGAUCCCUGCAUCAUCUUCUAUUGGAAAUUUAACUGAGCUUGGUUAUCUUAGUUUU